UGUGUGUGUGUGUCCUCUCUCUGUGUCUCGGCUGCUCUCUGUGUGUCGGACUGUUUCUCUCCGGACUCUGAAGGACCAUGUCCCCGUCCCGCAGCAGGACUGUCUCCGCUCCUCCGCAGGGUGACCAGCUGACAUGAAGGACUGAAUUGUGAGGACGCAGCGCCCCCUGCUGGACCCCCGCCGCCGCCGCCGCCGCAGGCCAUGGCCGAGCCCAGCUACUCCGACCUGAUCGCCAAACACUACAACUACACCGGCAAGUUCCGCAAGACGCAGCAGGACUCGGGCCUGAAGGCGGACUCGGUGGUCUUCAUCAUCGUGUGCUGCUUCAUCAUCCUGGAGAACGUCCUGGUGCUGACGACCAUCUGGAGGACCAAGAAGUUCCACAAGCCCAUGUACUACUUCAUCGGGAACCUGGCGCUGUCCGACCUGCUGGCCGGCGUCGUCUACACCGCCAACAUCCUGCUGUCGGGCGCCAACACCUACAAGCUGACGCCGACGCAGUGGUUCUUCCGGGAGGGCAGCAUGUUCGUGGCGCUGGCGGCGUCCGUCUUCAGCCUGCUGGCCAUCGCCAUCGAGCGCCACCUCACCAUGCUGAAGAUGAAGCUGCACAACAACGGGAACACGUGCCGCGUCUUCCUGCUCAUCAGCACCGUGUGGAUGAUCGCCGCGGUGCUCGGCUUGCUGCCGGUGAUGGGCUGGAACUGCAUCCGCAGCAUGACGGCGUGCUCCACCGUGCUGCCGCUCUACCACAAGACCUACAUCCUGUUCUGCACCACCGUGUUCAGCAUCAUCCUCAUGGCCAUCGUGGCGCUCUACGCACGCAUCUACGUGCUGGUGCGCACGCGCAGCCGCAAGCUCGUCUUCCGCAAGGUGACCAACGGCCGCGGCAACGCCGGCGCCAACAUCAAGAGCUCGGAGAAGUCGAUGGCGCUGCUGAAGACCGUCAUCAUCGUGCUGAGCUGCUUCAUCGCCUGCUGGGCGCCGCUCUUCAUCCUGCUGCUGCUGGACGCCGCCUGCGAGACGCUCAGCUGCCCGAUCCUCUACAAGGCCGAGUGGUUCCUGGCGCUCGCCGUCCUCAACUCGGCCAUGAACCCGCUCAUCUACACGCUGACCAGCAACGAGAUGCGCCGCGCCUUCCUCAAGACGCUGCUGUGCUGCACCGCCUGCCUCCGGCCCAACGCCAAGUUCUCCGGGCCGAUCAUGGGGGCCGAGUUCAGCCGCAGCAAGUCCGAUAACUCGUCCCACCCCAACAAGGACGAGGCGGAGUACUCGCCGAGGGAGACGACGACGACGGCGGCGGCGUCCUCGGGGAACGUCACCUCGUCGUCCUAAACGAGUCGUAGCGAGUCAGACGUAGAGUUUGUUUUUGUACAGGAAGCAGCCGUGAACGGCGCCGAGCGGCGUCGUCACGGCCCGAACUGAACCUUCAGCCAAUCAGGACUCAGCACUUAUGGAGACUCUCAGACUGGUUCGACUGGGACCAGAGACCCCCGAGUCAGGUCGCACUUUGUAAGACGCUCACACCUGUAAAGAGUCAUCGAGUCACAUCGAGUCAGAAUGGCUCAAUAAAAUACCUGUAACGAGUCAUCAAGUCACAUCGAGUCAGAAUGGCUCAAUAAAACACCUGUAACAAGUCAUCGAGUCAUCGAGUCAGGACGAAUCAGAACGAGUCAGUAAACGAGUCACAUUGAGUCAGAAUGGCUCAAUAAAACACCUGUAAGAAGUCAUCGAGUCAUCGAGUCAGGACGAAUCAGAACGAAUCAGAACGAGUCAGUAAACACCUGUAACAAGUCAUUGAGUCAGAAUGGCUCAAUAAAACACCUGUAAAAAGUCAUCGAGUCAGAAAGAAUCAGAACGAGUCAGUAAACACCUGUAACGAGUCAUUGAGUCAGAACAAAUCAGAACGAGUCAGGUAACACCUGUAACUAGACAUCAAAUCAGAACACUUCUCGAGUCAGUUAACACCAGUAACAAGUCAGAACGAGUCAGAAUGAGUCAGUUAACACCUGUAAUGAGUCAGAAAAAGUCAGAAUGAGUCAGUUAACACCUGUAACGAGUCAGAAUGAGUCAGUAAACACCUGUAAUGAGUCACAAUGAGUCAGUUAACACCUGUAACAAGUCAGAACAAGUCAGUAACCACCUGUAACAAGUCUGAAUGAGUCAGGUAAUACCUGUAAUGUGUCCUCAAGUCAGAUCGAGUUAGAACACCUGAAACGAGUCUGAACGAGUCAGUAAACAUCUGUUACGAGUCUGGUAUUGAUCGGUAUCGGUGCUGAUCAGGUGUGAGCCUGUUAUAAAGUUAUUGAUCGUAUUGGUGCUGAUCAAGUGUGAGCCUGUUAUCAAGUUAUUGAUCGGUAUCGAUGCUGAUCCGGUGUGAGCCUGUUAUAAAGUUAUUGAUCGUAUCAGUGCUGAUCAGGUGUGAGCCUGUUAUGAAGUUAUUGAUCGAUAUCUGUGCUGAUCAGGUGUGAGCCUGUUAUGAAGUUAUUGAUCGCAGUAGAAGAAGAAUCAGACGUCGUACUGACCCUCUAAUUAGACGAGUAGUUUCAGCAGCUGUCGAAUAUUUAAGAUACAAAUGAAUUAAUUUUCCUUUAAAAAUACUUCACAUGUGAAAAAUCACAUGAAUUCAGAGAUCAGCAGUUUUUCAUACAUCAUUAAAAUUUUAAAAUGAAGGAAAACAUCUGAACGAUAAAGUGGCGUGUUCUAUCCAGAAGAAGAAAAAAACAUUAUUGAUCCUUACAGGUUGAGAUUAUUGAUCUCGCUGCCGUUUUUAAUAUUUAUUACCUUUAAUGUUAAAUCUGAGAAACAGCAGAACUUUGAAUUCAUGUGUUUUUGUGACGAAUCUGUAAAAUGUAACUGUAAAAGUGAUAUUUUAUAAUAACCAGCAUUAAUAAGCGGUUAAUUAAUAGGUCAUUAAACUUUAGUUAAUGUUUAUUUUACUGUUUAACAAUUGAAUGAUGAUCAAUAAUGUUUAAUAAUUAUUUGUAUCAUAUAUUUUAUUUUAACAGUUUAUUAUUGCACAUAUUAUUACAUUUUUAUAUACCAUAUUAAGCAUUUAUGAGUUAAUAAGACAUUCAUAUUUGGAUGGUUAUUAUAAAAUUACAACUGGUGAUUAUAAUAAUUAUUUUAAUGAUUAAAAAGUGGUUUAUAAAGUAAAAUUAAUUUUAUUUUAGUACAUCUUUUAUUGGUGAAUUAUAAAACUGAUUAUUCACAGUUAAUAUCCAUCAAAAUAAUGUUUAUAGAUGCUUUUUAAAGCAUUUAUUAACAGUUUAUUAUAAUCAUCAGGUGCAACUUUAUAAUAAAGAUCAAAAUAAUGUUUACAGUUGUUUUACAAAUUAAUAACAAAUAUUUAAUAUAGUAUACAAAUGUUAAAAUGUGCAACAAUAAUCUGUUAAAUAUAAAUUAUAGCGUCAUUUAUCAUUAUUAAACAUUAUUAGUUAUUAUAUGAUUGUUUGUUAACGGUAAAAUAAAUAUUAAUUAAAGUUUAAUAACCAUUUAUUAAUGAUAGUUAUUAUGAAGUGUUACCUGUAAAAGUUGUAGAAACUGUUGUUCAGAAUGUAUUUUCUACUUCCUGUCCGUGUUGUUAUUGUUGUUUUUGUUGUUGUUGUCGUCGUCAGUAGUGACGUCAGUGUAGCCGAAUUAAUUUAUAUUUGAAUGCAGGAAGAAAAAACAUUUUGUUUGUCAAAUAAACAAAAGCUUGUUCAGUCUCAGAAGUACGGAAGCUCAAUUCUGCCAAAAAAUUAAAUUAAUUGUGAAAUACAUUUUUAUUUAAUAAAAAAAAGUUUUUUUUCAUUAAUUGUUAAUUUUAUAUUUCAAAUGAUAGGAAAGCUUGUUUUUUUUUAGACAUUAAAAUCUAAGUAAGUAUCGAUGUUUAUUUUUGAGGAAAAAUUAAUCUCAGUUCUGGCGCUUUUUAUUAUAUCACAUGAGCUUCAUUAGCAGAUUUUUAAGUCAUUAAUAAACUUUUAGGUCUUUUAAACAACACGGAGGCGUAAAAUAAUGAAACGUCAACAUUUACAGUUUAACAACAGCUGGAUGAAGGAUUGUGUGUUUUACUUUCUGCUUUCUGCUUCGUCACUUUUGGCAGCAAUGAGCUUCCGUAAAGAUCGGACUCUGUUACUCUGCAACCAUUUCCAUCUUCUAUCAGGAGCUGAUCGAGUUAUCCUUUAAUUCAAACUGUCUGUCUGUCUGUCUGUCUGUCUGUCUGUCUGUCUGUCUGCACUGUUUAACUCCUGAAUGUUGGUUUGUUAGCGUUUAAUAAAGACAGAAAUAGAAACACA
This is a messenger RNA of Centropristis striata (black sea bass), 4274 nucleotides long. RefSeq names its product sphingosine-1-phosphate receptor 1 (gene s1pr1). Bases 202 to 1332 code for a protein of 376 amino acids. The transcript has 2 exons. Lineage: Eukaryota; Metazoa; Chordata; Actinopteri; Perciformes; Serranidae. Gene Ontology annotation, molecular function: sphingosine-1-phosphate receptor activity. Gene Ontology annotation, cellular component: membrane. The record is from RefSeq and is a predicted model, not a curated record. Gene Ontology annotation, biological process: angiogenesis; sphingosine-1-phosphate receptor signaling pathway.